Molecule: messenger RNA, 2454 nt
Organism: Rhagoletis zephyria (snowberry fruit fly)
Lineage: Eukaryota; Metazoa; Arthropoda; Insecta; Diptera; Tephritidae
Product: rhoGEF domain-containing protein gxcJ
Source: RefSeq, a predicted model, not a curated record
AAAUCGACACGAGUGUAAACUAGUGGGUGUUUAUGAAUGAAAAAUUAACCAUUAUACAUUUGCGAAAUUUGGGGAGUUACAUGUGUCAAGUAUCAAAAUGACCGGCUUUUAACAAGUCCUUCACCCGAACGAAAUAAAAUAAGUGUAACUUCCUAAAAAUAUAAGUGAUUUGAAUACAUUCGUAAGGGUCGAGGGACAUUUUCGGUCAAUAGAAAAAUACAAGUUUUUAGUAGUUUUAAGUCGUGACCACUGGCAUGUACUUAUACGCUAAAAUAAACUUGUAUCACUUUCGCAACACCACCUAUUCACCAUAAUGCUAGUAGCAACCCCAGGGCAGGCAGCGACUUAUUCCCUUCUCGGCAGUAGUGCGCCUAAGAAGACAUGUCUUACCUCGUCUGCUACACCAAAGAGCACCACCAAUAACUCCACUGCGACAACUAGUAUUUGCAACAACAACAAAAGCAGCAGUAGCACAGCAUCUACGCUCAUGAAAACAAUAUCAGUACGGCUUAAUCGAGGCACCGAAUUUUUGAAAGAUACUGUGCAAAAAGCGCUUAUCAGCAACACCUCUAACUCUAAUAAUACAGCCACCAACUCUUCAAAUAGCAACUUCCGCAACACCAACAUCAACAACAUAAAUACAGCUGUUGUUGGGUCACUAAAACAUAUUCAUGUGAAGUCAGCAACAGCAACGUCUUCAUCAAACGCUUUAGGAGCAAAGUCCACAGUUUUGGCGGCAGCACCAUCAACAUCGUCAGGUGCAAUUGUUAGGACGAAAAUUGCUGCCAACAAUUCCAAGGCACUCAAGCUCCACACCGUUCCGCCCACCAAAAUACAUCGCUACCCACAAGAGCGGCAGGAAGUAAGCAGCACGGAUAGUAUCAACAAAGAAAUGUGCCAUUUUAAGCCGAUACUUUCGGCACCAACAAUGCGUUGGAAAUGUGGUAGUAAGUCGAGAGGCGGUGCAACCAUAAAAAUACCAAUAGCAUGUUUAGCAACGAAUAUUAAAAACUUGAACUGUGAUGACUGUUCGAUGGUAACCUAUAGCAGCAGCGAAGAUGAGAAAGCAGUAGAUGAAAACGAAGUUGAAGAAGAAGAUGAUAAGCAUCCACAAAAAUACCACAGUUUUAAGCCAAAGCCAAGUUCCACCUUACUGACCACAAUCAUAACUUCCCCUUCGCAUCAAUCUGCAUUCGUCCGUCUGGUCGCACAAAUGAAGAAUUUGGUAAACAUAAAUCAAAGACCCAGUGAACAACCGCAGAGUAAGUCCUCUAAAAAGAUGGGUCAGUUAAAGAAACGCCACACGGCAACACGUAGCCGCCCUUCGAAAGCAGCUGUUUCAUUGAAACUGCCACAGCUGCGAAAAUCGCCUGCCAAUUUGCCGUUGACGCAGGUCUUCCUUCGCAGCCGCAGGCAAUCCUUUGUACAAGUUAAGAAUCUCGAUUUGCCUGCUGAGCUUAUUAUCAAAAAGGGGAAGAAAGUUACUGCAGAUGCAACUUCCAAUAAUAACACUGAGGCGGCUAGCAAAUCAGCCAAGGACAUUACAACCACCACAACAACAACAACAACAAAGAAAGCCAAACGUAAUGUUAGCAAAUCUAAAGUCAUCAAUAUUGUGGCAUUUGCGCAGGAAAAGGGAUCCGCUCAAAAACAAAGCAGCGGAACCACAACAACAAGCAAAGAUGAACUGACUACUGAUAUAAACGUCGCUCCAGAUUCGGAAGUCAAGCUCAAUCAGCGUAAACGAAAGCGAAUCGAAGCUCCCAGUUCCGGGGAUGAAGUUGUGGGAUCCAAAGUGAACGACGUUAUAGCCAAUGAUUCCAGUGAACAAGAUGUCUUGCCGCCGCUGCGCAAAAGUGCAAGGCUUUCAAAAGAUGGUGGUAGUACCGAUUUGAUGAAAAGAGGGAAUUUGAAGAAGAUUACCGUUAGAAAAUGUAAAGCGCGAAGCAUGUCUAAACGUUCGACAGAUUCAUUUUCCCCACCAAUGACACGCUCACGGCUGAAAGAACUCAUGCAAAAUAAAUCGAGAACGACUGUGGGAAAUAUCAGAAGACAGUAGGUUGUCUGCGCCAUUAGGCAACGAAAUUAACAACCAUAAGUACUCAUAUUUUUUGUGACUUCCGUGCGUUGUGCCCGUUUGUACUGCUAUGUUAAGUUAUGUAUAGAGUCGAGUGAAGUCAUAACAAGGCAUUCAUGGAGCAGAGCCCCAACAAGGUAUGCCAGCAACCAAUUUAAAAACGCCUAAAUUAAAAUGUGUCACUGGAAGUUUGAAAAAAAAACAUGGCAUGACAUUUUUUUACUCAAACUGCAUGUUAGCGCUCUGUCCAUGCGUUUAUUAAAAUACCCUGUGUGCUGAAAAUUUAUUACUAAUAUAUUGCUAUUUUUAUUUUUCUUGUAAUAAAUCAUAAAUAAAUCGUCUAAGUCUUAUUUUUGAUACAAAUACGAAUGCAAAUA